AUGAGUUCAAUUGUAUCAUGGGUGACGAACCAGCAGCCUGUCACUCAUGCUAGUUCAGACAGUGUAGACUCCCGGCCCUUCAACCGAGCGAAACUGAUGAACAUAGGCGCGGUGGUCGCAGCCCGCGCCGGGUUCCCUUGUCUCGUCCUACAUGACGUAGACUUGUUGCCGCUGAGGCCUGCCAAUAUAUACGCCUGUACGAACAGCCCUAGGCAUAUGUCAUCAAGUAUCGACAAGUUUAGAUUCGUCCUGCCAUACCUCGGCCUUUUCGGCGGCGCCAUAGCCAUAACCACGGCCCAGUUCUCAGAAAUAAACGGGAUGAGCAACGAAUACUAUGGCUGGGGCGGCGAGGACGACGACUUGUAUGUGCGGCUGGAGGCGCACGGGUUGACACGGUGCCGGUUCGAACCCGCGACCAGUCGGUACCACAUGCUCACACACCGGCACGACCCCAGGACUAAUACUCAAACGGUGGAAAAGUUACUAAAACACGCAAAAGACAGACUAAAAGAGGACGGGCUGAAGUCUCUGCAGUACACAGAAGUGGCCACGGUAAUGCACCCUCUCUUCACUCAUAUCAUGGUUGAUCUUUAG
This is a messenger RNA of Leguminivora glycinivorella, 594 nucleotides long. Its product is annotated as beta-1,4-N-acetylgalactosaminyltransferase bre-4-like. The record is from RefSeq and is a predicted model, not a curated record. The coding region runs from base 1 to 594 and encodes 197 amino acids. Lineage: Eukaryota; Metazoa; Arthropoda; Insecta; Lepidoptera; Tortricidae. Gene Ontology annotation, molecular function: N-acetyl-beta-glucosaminyl-derivative 4-beta-N-acetylgalactosaminyltransferase activity. Gene Ontology annotation, biological process: carbohydrate metabolic process; glycosphingolipid biosynthetic process. The transcript has 4 exons.